Molecule: messenger RNA, 1215 nt
Organism: Clupea harengus (Atlantic herring)
Lineage: Eukaryota; Metazoa; Chordata; Actinopteri; Clupeiformes; Clupeidae
Gene: eif2b2
Product: eukaryotic translation initiation factor 2B subunit beta
Biological process (GO): translational initiation
Cellular component (GO): eukaryotic translation initiation factor 2B complex
Molecular function (GO): translation initiation factor activity; guanyl-nucleotide exchange factor activity
Source: RefSeq, a predicted model, not a curated record
GUAUUGACCCGGAUAAGGUGAGAGUAGUUCCGGGGUAAUAUCGCUGUCAACGCUGGACCAAUGUUUUGAGAGAGUUACACAAACAAGUAGUCUUGACAUUAACUGACUUAAGAAACUAUGCCCGGUGCUGACAAAGAAACAGACCUUUCGGAACGCGUAGAAGCCUUCCUAGCUGAGCUGAAACGUGGCGGAAGUGGGGCAGGACCACUCCGUGGUGCUGGAGAGACAGCCAGAGAAACCACAGCCCUGUUACGGAGGAUCACAGCUCAGGCACGAUGGAGCAGCGCUGGGGAUCUGAUGGAGAUCAUACGCAAGGAGGGGAGACGGAUGACCGCUGCUCAGCCAUCCGAGACCACGGUGGGCAAUAUGGUACGCAGAGUGUUGAAGAUCAUUCGAGAAGAGUACGCCAGGUUGCGAGGGAGUAGCGAAGAGACUGACCAGCAGGAUUCUCUUCACAAACUUCUGACAUCUGGAGGACUGAGCGAUGAUAACUUCAGAGAACACUACUCGUCACUUAAAGCUAACGUGAUAGAGGCAAUUAAUGAGCUCCUCACAGAAUUGGAGGGAACCACAGACAAUAUUGCCAUGCAAGCUUUGGAGCACAUCCAUUCUAAUGAGGUCAUCAUGACUAUCGGACGUUCGCGCACCGUAGAGGCCUUCUUGAAAGAUGCAGCAAGAAAGCGUAAAUUCCAUGUCAUUGUGGCUGAGUGUGCUCCCUUCUGUCAGGGCCAUGAGAUGGCUACCAGCCUCUCGAAAGCUGACAUUGAAACAACAGUCAUUGCUGAUGCUGCCAUAUUUGCUGUAAUGUCUCGGGUUAAUAAGGUCAUCAUUGGCACACAUACUGUGCUGGCAAAUGGAGGACUGCGAGCUGUUAAUGGGACUCACACACUGGCAUUGGCUGCCAAGCACCACUCGACUCCACUCAUAGUGUGUGCUCCGAUGUUCAAGCUAUCGCCACAGUUCCCUAAUGAGGAGGACACCUUCCACAAGUUUGUGUCACCACAGGAAGUGCUUCCUUUCACUGAAGGUGAGAUUCUCUCCAAGGUGAACGUAUACUGUCCUGUGUUUGACUACGUUCCCCCGGAGCUCAUCACGCUCUUCAUCUCCAACAUCGGUGGAAACGCUCCCUCAUACAUUUACCGCUUAGUGAGUGAGCUGUACCACCCUGAGGACCAUGAAUUGUAAGACGUGUAAAUAAAAAGUCAGCACAUCUAA